UGCAUAUAACCUAAUUAAAUAAGCAACAAAAAUGAUUGAUACAAUUUCUUUUAAAGAUUUCGAUGGAAUUUGCCGUGUUUGUUUACUAACCCAAACUGUUCAUCCAUUUCCCAUAAACUUAUAUAAUUUUUACAUGUGUUUAAUAAAAACUGAGAUUGAAAAAGACGAAAAAUUACCAUCAAAUAUAUGCAUAAAGUGUAUCACUCAAUUAGAAAAUUUAUCCUUAUUUGUUGAAAAAUGCAAAAACCAAGAAACGGCAUUAAAGAAAAUUUAUGCAAACAGAAACGCAGAAAGACUAAAUAUGUCCAAUUCCAGUCAUACUGAUGAUACGUUUUUCGAAGAAACUAAAAUAAAGCAUGAUGAGGCAGAAAAAUCAUUGAAGAAAAAAAAUAAUUCAAUUAAAAAAAAAACUUCUUCACUAGAUUGUAAGUUAUGCAAUAAGAUUUUCUAUACAAAAGCAUCCCAUGCAAACCACUCUAGAAUACAUAAACAUUCAAAAGAACUAAAAAAAUUCCUUUGUAAUUAUUGUGGAAAAAAUUUCAUCAAGAGCUCUCAUUUAGAGAGACACAUCAGAGGCCACACUGGUGUCAAACCUUAUUCUUGCACAAAGUGCCAAAAAUCGUUUGGACAAAGUAAUGAUCUUAAAAGGCACCUUUUAACUCACACUCGAGAGAAGGUUUUUCAGUGUACACAUUGUAACAAGGGCUUUCAUCAAAAAUCCUGUUUGGUAAAUCAUAUUGCAACACAUUCUAGUGAAAGAAAUUUUAAUUGCAAUUUUUGUGAAAAGAAAUUUACUAUGAAAGCAUAUCUUGAUGUUCACAUGAGAAUACAUACUGGGCAGAAAUCUUAUCAUUGUCCACAUUGCAAUAAACAGUUCUACCAAAAAAGUGGUUUGAACAAUCAUAUCCUGACCCACACAGGUGAUAAACCUUUUAAAUGCCUAGAGUGUGAUAAAUCUUUCAUACAAUCUAAUCAUUUAAAAGAACAUCUACGGAUUCAUAGUGGAGAAAAGCCCUUUAUUUGCUCUUAUUGUGGCAAAACUUUUGCCUAUAGCAGUACAUUGAAGGUUCAUUUAAGACAGCAUACAGGAGAAACGCCUCACAUUUGCUCAUUUUGUAACAAAGGAUUCCGAGAUUCUAGUAAUUUGAGAAGACAUGUUAAUAGGCAUCAUGUUAAUUGUGGAAAGAUUAUCAAAACGAAAGAAAAAAACAGGACAGUCAAUAAUUCAAUAUUAAUUUCGCAAUUUUUAUAAAUUAAUUACAAAUAAACUGUACAAUCUAUUAAAAUAAGAACUCUUAUGGUUAAAAAGAAGAAUAACGCGAUGGUUGACAAUUCGUUAGGAUCUUCUUUUUGCUGGUCUAAUACCUUCAUUUAUGUCGUUCAAUUGACAAGUCGUGCAACGUAAUUGUGUCAAAUAUGUCAUUUGUGAAAAUGCCUAUUUUUCUAUGGCCAUUUUGUAGCGUGUAAUGCAUAAUAGAUUUUAUAAAAGUUAAAAAAUCGACUAUUCAAAUUUUUCCGAUUUUUACAUUGAACACGAAAUUUCAAAUAGAAUGCCGAAAACGAGAAAUACAUACAAAGAGGGAACCAAGAUUAAAUCUAUGUGCCGAAUUUGCCUGACUCAGAGCAAUAAUAUUAUGUUUAAAUUAGUAGAUCAAUUAACAGGAGAUAAUUAUGAUGCUGAAACCUAUUUGGAGGCUUUGGAAAAAGUUACUUUUUCACAGGUUGACUUAAAUGGUCACUAUCCUGAAAGCAUCUGUCCAAUGUGUGUUAGCUUUUUAAAAAUGUCUCUGGAAUUCAUUACACAAUAUGAAAAGUCUCAAAAAAGAUUACAAAAGAUGUUUAAAAGUGACACUCCAGCAUACCAAAGCAUUAAACUUGAAUGUGAUUCUAAUGAUGACCCACAAUCUGCUAAUGAAGAAGAUUACUUGACUGAAGAAAUUAAAUAUGACCCCAAUGAUCCUCUUAAAGUUGAACUGAUUAUUAAGGACAAAAAGUUCAACCUCAAUGAAAUUUUAGUUGUAGAAAAAACAGUAAAAGAAACCCAUGAUUAUAAAGGUUUCAUUCAAAAUUUGGGUAAAGAAAUAUCUGCUACUAUUGUUAGUAAGAAGGAAAACCAUAUAAACUUAGAAAAUAAUAUUUCCGUUUUAAAAGUCGUAUCUGAUGAAGAAGAAAUGCAAGAGAUGCAUGAUAGUAAUGAUGAAAAUGAAGAGGGAGAAGAAAGUAUUAAAUUCAUUGUAGAAUCAAAUGAUGAAGAUCACACAAAUGAAGAUAAUGAAAUUCUAAAUAAAAUAAAAAUUAAGCAAAUAGAAGAUCAAGAUAAUGUAGAAAUUGAAGAACAUUCUACUGAAAGCGAUUCUCAAAAAACUUCUGAUAAUGACAACUUAGAAUACAUUGAAAUCGAUAUGUAUGAUAAAGACUCCAUAGAAUCUCUAAUAAUAGACCGAACCAAAUUACCUGAUGGUGGAGGCGACAUUUCCACUAUAUCAACUCACAGAAGAAGAGGUAAAAGUAGGGAACAAACAACAGAUGCAUUUUUAAAAGAAGUCAAAUUUCCGUGUGAGGUUUGCAAAAAUGUGUACCAGUCGAGACAUUCUUUAAAAAGUCAUGUAAGAAGGACCCACAUGAAUCAGGAUCAGAAAACUUUCACAUGCGAAAUUUGCGGAAAUAUUUGCAAAACUAGAUCAGCAUUUGUAAAUCACAAACUAAAACACUUUGACAAACAAUUCAAAUGCGAGCUUUGUGACAAAGCCUAUACCACCAAGGCCCAUCUUAAAGUCCACAUGACUACUCAUUCGAAUAAGAGGCCUUAUCUGUGCAACGUUUGUGGAAAAGAUUUCAAUUAUGCCAAUGCUUUAACUUACCAUAUGCGCUUACACACUGGCGAGAAGAAUUAUCACUGUGAAUAUUGUCCAAAGAGAUUUAGAAUGAUAAAUUCUUUGAAUCGGCAUCUUAGGACGCAUACCGGUGAAAAACCCUAUAAAUGCCAGUAUUGCGGAAGAGAUUUUUCGUCCAGAGGCGAGGUGGUAUGCCACGAAUACACUCACACCGGCUACCGUCCAUAUCAUUGCAAAUACUGCAAAAAAGGUUUCUCGAAAACACACAAUCUAAAAAUUCACCUGCUCUCUCACGGCGGCCCUUAUCACUGUCAAUUUUGCAAUAAGACGUUUAUAGAAGAAAACAUUCUGUCCAUGCAUAACAGAAUUUCUCAUAAAGAUUUGUUGAACGAAGAACAAAGGCAAGAAGUAACCGAUGAAGACAGUCAAGACGGUGCUUUCAGUCAGUUUGAAGGCCUAAGUCAGGAUGACAGCAUGAGCCAAAAUGGGAACCUUAAAAUUGAAUUGGUUGAGGAAGAUUCAGACAUGGAGUUUAUAGAAAAAGAAGGAAUUAAUAUGGAAGAAAAUAGUUCCGAAUAUAACUGAUGCAGAAAUCGUCAAAAAGUUAGAUCAUAUAAUUGAUUGUUUAAUAAUAAUAAUUUUUAAUACUUGUUACUUUAUUAACGGUCCGAGUAGGGGAGAAUUCUGAAAUGAAAAUUGUAUUACAUCCAAAAGCUAAAUUUGCUGCAAUUUUUUGUUUCAUACAUAGAUUAAAUACUAAAUAUUCCUCAAUUUACCCGUUUU
Psylliodes chrysocephalus is the source of this 3617-nucleotide messenger RNA. Lineage: Eukaryota; Metazoa; Arthropoda; Insecta; Coleoptera; Chrysomelidae. The record is from the annotation of a GenBank genome assembly.